Dermacentor silvarum is the source of this 1459-nucleotide messenger RNA. RefSeq lists its product as uncharacterized. The transcript is spliced from 7 exons. The coding region runs from base 486 to 1442 and encodes 318 amino acids. The record is from RefSeq and is a predicted model, not a curated record. Lineage: Eukaryota; Metazoa; Arthropoda; Arachnida; Ixodida; Ixodidae.
CGCUGCUGCAAUUCUUUUCACCGGCUGCAGCAUGGCGCAGUCCUUGCGUUUUCUGAAGAAUGCGGGCGUAGCCUGCUUCAGCGAGAGAACAUACCAUCGCUUGCAAAGCACGUUAUUGCUUCCGGCAGUGAACGAGGUAAUAGAAUUUCUGUAUUACACAAAUUGAGAUGACCACAGUCUGUUGGUGCUUGGGUGUUGCAUGCUGAUAAAAAUAAUUGGUCAAAAUCAUACACACCGCACACUGUAACUACACUGGAAGGUGUGUGAGUGUCUUUGAGAUGAUUUCAUGACAUCUUAUACAUGGCCGGCCUUUCAUAUUCAAAGGAAUAGGUUUCAACAAAUGCCUUUUAUGCGUUUUCCAGGUCUGGCAGGAUGAAAAGAGGCGGCUCACGCAAACGGUAGUGUCGUGUGGAGGAGCAGCAAAAGUAGCAGGCGACAGCCGCGCUGAUUCUCCUGGCUAUAGUGCCAAGUAUGGCGUUUAUUCAAUGCUUGAGACAAACCUGAAUCGCAUCAUUCAUAUCGAGCUUGUGCAGUGCAACGAGGUAUCCUCAAGCACACACAUGGAGCUUGAGGGUCUGAAGAGGGCUCUCACCUCCCUUGAUGAAAGCGGUGUCAAUGUCACUGAAGCGGUGACGGACCGGCAUCCACAAGUGCGCAGGUACUUCAAGUCUGAGAGGCCUGAGGUGGACCACCUGUUUGAUGCAUGGCACGUCUGCAAAGGGCUAAACAAGAAGCUUUUGCAGGCUGAGAAAUCCACAGGAUGCGUUGCCAUUGGCCUGUGGACGCGUUCAAUUGUCAACCACCUAUACUUUUCAGUGCAGUGUGGGAAUGGCAAUAGCGACCUUGCCGUGGCUGUGUGGAUGUCUGUAAUGAACCAUGUGCAAGAUAAACACCACGGCCACAGCCUGCUUUAUGACAGAUGCCAGCAUGGCAACCUUGAGCCACGGAAGUGGAUCUUUCCAGGUACCCAUGCUUAUGACAAGCUCUCCAGCCUAUUGACAAACAAGAGGCUUCUGAAUGAUAUCCGCCAAAUGUCGCCACACAUGCAGACAUUUAGCGUGGAAUCUUUUCAUGCAAUAAUCAAUCGCUUCGCCCCGAAAGCUUAUGCUUACUCAUUCCAUGGAAUGUUUGCAAGGACUGCACUGGCUGCCUUGCAUUACAACGAAAAUGCCGACAAGGGUCAGGCCGUGACAUUGAGUGGGGAACUUCGCUGGAAGGUGAAGCACCCGAAAGCGCGGAACGGAGAAGCAAGUGUCUCCUCCAUCAAGCAGGAGCCCACUUAUGGUUAUGUGAGCCGUCUAUUCUGCACUCUUGAAGAGUACGUCAAUGGAGGCACUCCAUAUGUCCUUCCAGCGAAGCCACCUCAUGUCGCAAGUUCUUCGGGGCCUGUCGACAAGACAUCUCUUGUGCAAUCCCACUUAUCUAGGUUUGGGAAGCAGUAAUUUCCUGACCAUUUCAU